AUGGUGGCAUGGGUGGCCGUUGGAAAUCUGAAGUGGCAGCCCUAUGCCUGUGGAUCUCCACAAAUACUGCCAUAUCAGAUUUUUAACAGCCAUUAUGGAUUGAAGCCUCGUGGAAGGUUACUUUGGGUCAUUGAUAUAAGUUUGGAGAAUGAACGGAGAGAGCAACCACUGCACAUUCACGGUGACCGGGCGCAGCUGGUCUUCUCGCAUGGAGGACCGGUUUCAGCGAAGCCGGCUCUUUUGACGCUCUCGGCCGGCACCAAGUCUUGCCACAUCUUCAGAGCACCCAAGAGCCAGGAGGAGAGCAACCCCAACGCUUACAAGCCCCGGAUUGUGUCCAUUGGUCCGUACCACCACGGGAAAAAGCGGUUGGAGUUGAUCGAGCAGCACAAACCUCGAGCGUUCUCCAAACUGCUCGAUCGGACCGCCGUGGGUCCCAUUGAUUACUUUAAUGCUAUCGCCUCGUGGGAGACCCACAUACGGGAUAGCUACUCUGAGGCCCUCCAUUGGAAAACCUCGGAUUUGAUCGAGAUGAUGAUUCUCGAUGCUUGUUUCAUGAUCGAGUUAUUCCGCGCCCACACCUGUGAGAAUCCAGAGGAUGCCGACGACCCCGUGUUCUUCACGCCAUGGAUUUUAUCAUCCCUCAUGAUUGACCUCCUCCUGAUUGAAAACCAGAUCCCGUUCUUCGUUCUUCGAAAGAUCUAUGCAUUAUCCAAGUCUUCUUCUGAUGCCGACCGCUCCCUCAAUGAGAUCGCCUUACGGUUCUUCAACCGAGCGCUCCAAUGGAUAGAUGAACAUCUCCAGAAGCACUACAGAGUCUCCAAGAUCACGCACUUGCUCGACUUGUUCCGACUGUGCUUGGUCGGCCAUUUGAACAUCGAAAGUCCCCCACCGGUUGAUAAAGAGUUGUUGCAACUGAUGCCUUCCACGAAUCAUAUGCUUCUCGCGGGGAUAAAGUUUGAAUCAAGGAAGAGCAAGAACCUAAUAGAUGUCGUGUUUGAUGAUGGAGUACUCCGGAUCCCUCCUUUUACUAUCGACCUUUUCACCAGUUCCUUCUUCCUCAGCUGUUUGGCUUAUGAGCAGUGCUGCCAUUGCUGCUCCAAGCACAUCAGUAGUUACGUGGUCUUCAUGAGAUGUAUCAUGGGCACUGCAGCGGAUGCAGUGUUCUCGUCUCUGUUGCGAUAA
This is a messenger RNA of Eucalyptus grandis, 1185 nucleotides long. RefSeq names its product UPF0481 protein At3g47200. Lineage: Eukaryota; Viridiplantae; Streptophyta; Magnoliopsida; Myrtales; Myrtaceae. The record is from RefSeq and is a predicted model, not a curated record. Bases 1 to 1185 code for a protein of 394 amino acids. The transcript has 2 exons.